Colletotrichum siamense is the source of this 5688-nucleotide messenger RNA. It is a transcript of the gene cdc11, whose product is annotated as Septation initiation network scaffold protein cdc11. Gene Ontology annotation, molecular function: protein binding. The transcript has a single exon. Lineage: Eukaryota; Fungi; Ascomycota; Sordariomycetes; Glomerellales; Glomerellaceae. Bases 1 to 5688 code for a protein of 1895 amino acids. The record is from RefSeq and is a predicted model, not a curated record.
AUGGCUCCCGCUUGGCUUGACUCCCUCUCCGAGGAUUGGCCUUCCCAGGCUGGAUCUGAGGCUUCGCCGUCCGCCCUGCCGCCUUUGAAACCAAGCGAAAACAACAAAACACCCAACGGCAAGGGAGCCGGCAGUCGCAUACCACUCCCUGUCAGUAGGAUACGACCGUCGAGUGCCGGCACUGAAAAAAGCGUCGGAGUCCUCAGCGAACGAAGCACAAACGACGUCAACCUGCCACUCUCUUCCCAACGACGACCUACCCCGAAGCGUUCUCGAGAAUUCAAGCCCUCCGAACUAUCUCGCCAACCCAGUCGCGCGCUUUCGGCCUCCACAAAUGGCUCUGUUAUUCAUAACACAGUGCAGCACAAGUCGAUAAAAUCGUCCCCACUGAAGAACGUAGGCAGCACACCGGAAUGGAAGCGAAGGCUCGUGUAUGGGGACGUUGCGUACGGCGAACAAAGAGAUCUGUUCUGCUCUGCUGCUGCAGGUCUUGAGAACAUGUUCAAGCCGCCAACACCCCAGGACACCAGCCUGGCAGAUCAGAGCCCCCGCCACGAGUCGACAUUACCUUCGAGCCCCCCGUUCUUCCGCCGCGCAGACGUGACCACAGGCGAGGAGGAGGAGGAGGAGUCCGACGGCAGAAGCCAGAUGGAUCCAAGUCCAAGCCCCAGUCCUAGGAUACGACCGCCUCAAGUCACGUACAAGUUGGCGGACGAUUCGCUCGACCAAAGCAAACUUAGCGAGUUCAGUGCGCCUCAAGACAGCCAUCCUCAAGAGCCGACCGAACCCACCGUGAAAGAAAGUGUUCCCACUGCAGACACCUCAGUCACCGGCCUCGCACCCCCGAACGACGCGUCGAGAAAGACGAGCGGACAUAGUGUCAUCCGAAACGAGGAUUUCAGCCCGAUUGUGCUUACACUCAUGCGCCCAAAAGGCGAGGAGGGCGACGCAGAGCCCUUUGCGCCUACCGAACUGCCCAUCGACCAGCUUCAAAAUCGUCUUGAGAAGCUUCGCAUUGACCAGAUGCUUCUCGACUCUCAAGGCGAGCUUCAGUUCGACGCAGACGGAACGCAGGACGAGCCCGAGAACGACAAGGUGGACACAACCGAAGACUAUGCGCGCAAGGGAGGCUUUCUCAACUUGCAGCGUGGUGGCAGGUCUGGUGAUGGGUCAUUCAGAUACCGGGGUCUGAGUCCCGGCAUGCGGGUCGAUACAUCUGAGAUGUUCCCCGAAGAAUCUCUGCAAGCUAGCACCCCCAAGCAAUUCCCCAGCGUCAGGACCUACUCGCCGGGGCAGGGAACGAUGCGAUAUGGCUCUCAAAGUCCCCCACCUCCAAUAGCACCUCAUCCGAGUCCUGACAAGCGAGCAACAGCCGGGACCAACAGCACGAGCCCGCUGAAGCUGUUUGGGCCCUACGACACCUUCACCAACCAAACGCUUCUCCGUCGCAUUAGCCAGUUUGAGGACCAGAUGUCAGGCUCAUCGCGACAAUCACUGAGCGGCGCGUAUUCUGGGGAUGCUUCCAGACUGACUGAAAAGCCUAGACCUCAUACUGCCCCCGUGGGCUACCUCUCCGUGCCAGCUCAGCAGACUGCUGCAAGUUCACGAUCCGUCAGUCAGUUCGGCGCAGGCGAUUUGGAAGGUUAUCAGUUCGAUCAAGAAAUUUCCAUUCGACGCGAUGACGAGGAGUCACAAUUCUACGACGAGGGCGACUUCGAUGGACUCUCUGGCUUUGAAGAGUCUGUUUUGCGAUUCGCGAAUAUCACAGGCUCUCCAGGCCAAGAGGAGUCAAUGUUUAUCCCCAGAAAGCGAGCGAAGUCUGCGACGACGACGGAUUCAUCGUCAAAACACACUCGGGAAGUCUCAUUCGGCAGUGAGGGCAGUGUUCAGAGAGGAAAUGUUCGGUUCCCAUUGGACGACUCCCUCUUACUAGGAACUCCGCACAGACGCGACACCGGUUCAGAGGGAAAGAGGCCAAUGACCUCGCCAUCAAAAGAUCCAACUCCGAAGCGAAGGAGGACGCUGCACAAGUCUGAUAUUGCUUACGGACGUGAAGAGCGCUUUCAAGCGCUGGAGCCUGUUCAUGAGUCUCACGCCCUGAUGCAAAGCAUGAUGGGCAAGAAGCGAAAGGACGCCCGUCCGGGGAGCAUGCAGCAAAGAGCUCAUCCUAGUGUGCUGGCUAAUCGCCAUAUUCUCCGCCCGCGAACUCCAACGCCGAGCUCAAGGUCGUCAAUGCAGAGAGAUGACUACUUUCCGGAGGAUUAUCUGCUCGAGGAGCCACCGACGCGCCGCUCUCCCACCCGCGCUUCUCAGCUCACGACGAGCGGCAACGAUCGCAAUGGCACUCUCGAUACGGACCGAAAGCCAUCCAUCAGGACCCAAGACUUUUUGGACGAGGCUGGCAAGAUCAUGGCGAUGAUCAGGAAUGGAGCCAAGGCCCCGAGUGGUCUGACGAGUGUUGAGGAAUCUGAUGCGGAAUUUGGCGAGCCCAGUCCGGUCUUUGAUGAGGACUCAUACGAGGAGUCAACAAGAGAGCCGCUCUCACGGCCUCCUAGCCGCGAGGGGAAACCCGUACAGAGGGCACCGCAGCGACAGGAGAACCCCGACAUCCUCGACUACUUGAAGAAGUACCAGGAACUGAGUGACAUGGGGGACGUCAUCUCCUCAUCACUCAGAUCUAUGGACCAGGCACAAGACGCCAUUCGUGUGGCACAGGAAGUUGAACGGCAAAUCGAGGAGCGAAGCCGUGAAAGAGCUAACACUGAAGAGCUGCAAUACCUUGGAGGCGAUGAGACUAUCAGCGAUCCCCCAAACAUCCGCAUCAGCGCCAACCCAAAUAGACCGAUGGACUCCAUUGAUGCAGACGACUACCCGACCCACUCAUCUGGAGCAUCCACCACCCGAACUAUCCACACAGGCUCCUCCCGCAAUUCCGAGUCACGAAAAACCAUCAUGCCUCAGAGCGUGUCCCAUUUGAUCCCGGACCAAGUGGGUAGCAUGUACCUGGACCGCCAGCAAAACAUCUGGAUCAAGCGGAAGGGGGAAAGUGUUCGUCCUAGAAGUGCGCACUUACACUCUCACGUGCUUCCUUCGGAAGACAGCGAGGACGAUCCUUUCGCGAGCAUUCCAGACCUGUCUGUUGAUUUGACUAAGGAGAUGCAGCACUUGCGGAUUGUGACAGCUCAGAAGGAGGCCGAAGCAAACGAGGCGGAUUGGUCGCUGUCACCACCUGGCUCUGCUGGCUCCUUUGGCACUCCUAGGAACCCGUCAGGCAAAGGUUUCGUCACUCUAUCUCCAGAUGGGACCUUACCGAAGGACAUUGCGGCGCAAGCUCGAACCGAGUUCACGAAACUCGGAAGCAAGCUACCUGAUGGAGAGGUCGAGCACGAGAUACAACUCGAUGAGGAUCGCAUUACCGACUCCUCGCCGUCUCGCAGACGAAUGACGAUUUCUUUCUCUUCGCCAAUUGCCUCCAUUAUUCAGGAUGUCGCGGCAGAAGACAUUGACAGCCUCGAGGACGACGAAGGCAGCUUUAUUGAUUCUCAUUUCGUCUUGGAGGAAUCUAAGCGCAGCAAGUACCAGAGCUUGACAAAAGCCGCCCGUCGAAACUUGUUGCAACCCCGGCCUUGUACCGCCCCGGCACGCGGCCCUUCCAGGCAGUUCUCCCUGCGUGGCCAGUCCUUUGUUCCGCGCCCCGUUUCUCGUAUUGACGAACGAGACGAAGACAGCGUUGUCGACAAUGCCGAGGAGAGGCAAGUCAGCAUCAUCGCUGAUAACAGCGCCCUUAGCCAUGUCUCGCACGAAAACCAAGAAAGGAGUCUUAGUUUCCUCAUCAAGACGCCCGGCAAGACUAGGAACGGCGGUCUUUACCCUGACGCAGGAGCUUUUAUCAGCCACCACGUUGGCAAUCUGUCUCUCAGUCCCAUGUCCGAGUUUACUUUAAACCACAACGAGAAGUCAUUUGGCUUCGAAGUCAGCUAUAUUGUAGACGAUCAGCGACUCGUCACCGGAGACGGCUCCAAGAAGGUCAUGUCCAUGACAGUUCGCGAUCUUGUCGACCGAUUGACCGAGAUUGAGCCUUUUGAGCCCUACUGGGAGGACUUUACAGAACUGGACGUCAGCGAGAGGCGACUCUCGAGCCUGCACAUGUUGGACGAGUUCUGUGGUCGCUUGGUGAGCCUUGACGCAUCCGAUAACUCCAUUGGUCAUCUCGAUGGAGUACCGGCAUCAGUCAGACAGCUCAAGAUCACCAACAACAUGAUUACUGAGUUAACGUCAUGGGAUCACCUCACCAACCUCCAAUACGUCGACCUCUCCAAUAACGAUCUCACAAGCCUGUCAGCUCUGAAGAACCUUGUUCACCUUCGUAGCCUCAAGGCCGACAACAACAAGCUGACAUCUCUUGACGGCCUAAACCAGCACGAUGGUCUACUGUCGUUGCGGGCGCGCAAUAACUUGAUUGAAGUCGCAGACUUCGAUGGCACCAAGCUACACAGGCUUACAGAACUGGAUCUUUCUGGAAAUAAGGUCAAAGAGCUACUGAAUGUCGGGCAGCUUUCUUCACUCGAGACCCUCAAACUACCCCGUAACAAGCUUCUUGCAUUCACCGCAGAGGAUGCGCAAGGCCUCGACGGUUUGCGCUACCUGGACCUCAGCGACAACGAGAUCGCCGAGCUUGAUAUCGGCCGUCUACCUGCAGUGCGGCUACUCCAUGCCGAUAGGAAUUGCAUCACGAACAUCACUGGUUUCACCAAGGCUCGCCACUUGGACAGCUUAUCUUUGAGAGAGCAGCGUGGCGAUGGCCAGCUGGACCUGUCCUUCCUUUCUUCGGCGUACGAAGUUCGGAAGCUCUUCCUCUCCGGAAACUACAUUGGCGCUUUCGAGCCCAAGGUCGAUUUCCUCAAUCUUCAACUACUCGAGCUCGCCAACUGUGGGCUCCACCGUCUGCCAGAGGGCCUCGGACUGUUGAUGCCAAAUCUGCGAUCGUUGAAUCUCAACUUCAACGCCGUUGCCGAUCUUUCACCCAUUCGAUUCGUUCCCCGGCUCAAGAAGCUUCUUGCUGCUGGCAACCGCUUGGCGAACUCGACAUCAGUCACGGAACUCCUGACGGACUUCCCGCACCUGACGCAGUUGGAUCUGCGGGACAAUCCAAUUACUCAGGGCUUCUAUCCGCCAGUGCAGGUUAUGGUGCCAGCAGACCGGGGCAAUUUUACCGAUCCAUUCGUCCUGCCGGAAGCCGAUACGCAGAGAGACGAGGUGUUUUCCAAACGUCUCGACGAGGCAACCCGUCUCCGUCGUCGGUUGUACCAGGUCAUUUUCGUCGGUUGCUGCAAGAGGUUGAAGCUCCUCGACGGCUUGCCCGUCAAGCGGCAGCUCAUGCUUGCACGCGACCCAGCUUUUCAGGCGUUGGUCCAAGAGGGUCUCUUGCCCAGCGAUAGCGCCGGCGUUCCAGCUUCAUCUGCAGCCAAAUCCCCGGCUAAAACACCGGCGAAGACCCCGGCGAAGACUCCGACCAAGAGCUCGACGAAGCCUCCGCCGUCGCGGUCUUCGUUCAAAGCUCCGACCGAGGCUCCCGCCAGGUCUUCGCCCACCAUUCGGGUCACCGCUCCGGCUAAUGAGCCGAGCCAGUCACCCGCUCCUAAGAGCGCGGUCAGCAGUCGCUGGAACGCAGAGGACAGCUUCGCUUGA